Molecule: messenger RNA, 1749 nt
Organism: Pan troglodytes (chimpanzee)
Lineage: Eukaryota; Metazoa; Chordata; Mammalia; Primates; Hominidae
Product: putative inactive cytochrome P450 family member 4Z2
Exons: 13
Coding region: 1-1749 (582 amino acids)
Molecular function (GO): iron ion binding; oxidoreductase activity, acting on paired donors, with incorporation or reduction of molecular oxygen; monooxygenase activity
Source: RefSeq, a predicted model, not a curated record
AUGAACAUUGAUGCAAAAAUCCUCAACAAAAUACUUGCAAACCAAAUUCAGCAGCACAUCGAAAACCUAAUCCAUGAUGCUCAAGUAGGCUUCAUCCCUAGGGUGCAAGUACUGGAAGUCCUAGCCAGAGCAAUCAGACAAGAGGAAGAAAUAAAGGGCAUUCAAAUCCGUAAAAAGGAGGUCAAACUGUCACUGUUUGCUGAUGAUAUGAUCGUAUACCUAGAAAGCCCUAAAGACUCAUCCAAAAAGCUCCUAGAACUGUUCUCUCAGGCUUUCCAGAGCUCAGGACCUCUGAGAAGAAGGGAGCCCUCCUGGCUUCGGGAACUCAUGGCUCAACCCUUCUUGCUGAUGAUCCUCCUCUGCAUGUCUCUGCUGCUGUUUCAGGUAAUCAGGUUGUACCAGAGGAGGAGAUGGACGAUCAGAGCCAUGCACCUGUUUCCUGCACCCCCUGUGCACUGGUUCUAUGGCCACAAGGAGUUUUACCCAGUAAAAGAGUUUGAGGUGUAUCCUGAGCUGAUGGAAAAAUACCCAUGUGCCGUUCCCUUGUGGGUUGGACCCUUUACGAUGUUCUUCAAUAUCCAUGACCCAGACUAUGUCAAGAUUCUCCUGAAAAGACAAGAUCCCAAAAGUGCUGUUAGCCACAAAAUCCUUGAAUCCUGGGUUGGUCGAGGACUUGUGACCCUGGAUGGUUCUAAAUGGAAAAAGCACCGCCAGAUUGUGAAACCUGGCUUCAACAUCAGCAUUCUGAAAAUAUUCAUCACCAUGAUGUCUGAGAGUGUUCGGAUGAUGCUGAACAAAUGGGAGGAACACAUUGCCCAAAACUCACGUCUGGAGCUCUUUCAACAUGUCUCCCUGAUGACCCUGGACAGCAUCAUGAAGUGUGCCUUCAGCCACCAGGGCAGCAUCCAGCUGGACAGUACCCUGGACUCAUACCUGAAAGCAGUGUUCAACCUUAGCAAAAUCUCCAACCAGCGCAUGAACAAUUUUCUACAUCACAACGACCUGGUUUUCAAAUUCAGCUCUCAAGGCCAAAUCUUUUCUAAAUUUAACCAAGAACUUCAUCAGUUCACAGAGAAAGUAAUCCAGGACCGGAAGGAGUCUCUUAAGGAUAAGCUAAAACAAGAUACUACUCAGAAAAGGCGCUGGGAUUUUCUGGACAUACUUUUGAGUGCCGAAAGUGAAAACACCAAAGACUUCUCUGAAGCAGAUCUCCAGGCUGAAGUGAAAACGUUCAUGUUUGCAGGACAUGACACCACAUCCAGUGCUAUCUUCUGGAUCUUUUACUGCUUGGCAAAGUACCCUGAGCAUCAGCAGAGACGCCGAGAUGAAAUCAGGGAACUCCUAGGGGAUGGGUCUUCUAUUACCUGGGAACACCUGAGCCAGAUGCCUUACACCACGAUGUGCAUCAAGGAAUGCCUCCGCCUCUACGCACCGGUAGUAAACAUUUCCGGUUACUCGACAAACCCAUUACCUUUCCAGAUGGACGCUCCUUACCUGCAGACUCUGUGGAACCUAGGGCCAUUCUUAUUUCCCAGAGUGGGAGAAAGAGGAGAGAGCUCUCAGGACUAUCUAAACAGGCACAGGAUUAUCCAGGUGCAAAGGUCCUUUCUGUUUCAUGUUCCUUUCACUUUCCUGAUCUUCUGGCUUUUGCGGCUGCUGCGGGUAACUUUCUGGGCUUCAGACAAUUCUGUUGAGAUCCGCAUGGAUGUUGGUGGAAGAGCUGGCUCCACCCGGCUGACUCAGUUUUAG